This is a messenger RNA of Limanda limanda (common dab), 1665 nucleotides long. RefSeq lists its product as uncharacterized. The transcript has 6 exons. NCBI's taxonomy places the organism in Eukaryota, Metazoa, Chordata, Actinopteri, Pleuronectiformes, Pleuronectidae. The coding region runs from base 64 to 1665 and encodes 533 amino acids. The record is from RefSeq and is a predicted model, not a curated record.
CGUGCUUCUGUUGCCGAGCAACCGCAAACUCUACUGAACAGAGACCACACAGCGAAGGCAAAGAUGCCCCGCUCUGUAGCCAAGUCCCAAGCUGGCAAGAGUAGACGGAUGUCUUCCGUCCCAGUGACCCCACUUCCAACGCAGGAGCUGGAAAUUAUUCCUGGUCGCUUAACCAAAACCCAAUGGAAUAAGACGUUGAUCCAGGAGGAAAAUGAUGAGAUAGUUGGGGAGAUUAUGGAUGAACUGAUGAGCAAAGUCAUGGACGGCUGUUUGCAGGUGCACGUUGAAAGACAGCUAGAACCUUUUGCCGCAUGUUGGGCCAAGAACUACCUCACACAGAUUUUAGAGCAACAAAUCAUGUGCCCGGAUGAGGGAGAAGGACCAGAGGAGGCAUCUAAAACUGAAGACUCAGAGCCAAUGUCAUCACUCAUCGAUUCCUGGGCUCAAGGAUAUGUACCUGUUGUCAUUGCUACUCCUCGAUUAUCUCAUCCUACUUCUGCACAACAGGAGGCUGACGUUGAUCAGGUCCCAGCACAAACAGGACCAGCAGACGACCAGCAAUGUGAUGUAAUGGCCCAAACAAAAAGCUCUCCAAAGCAACCUGAUAUGGAAACAAGUCCAAGGAAGCCUGUGGAUAACAAGCAAUGUAAAGUGCUUAUUCCUCGGCCUCCACCGAAAAUUGAUGUUAAGAAAAAGCAACAGUUUAAUUUUCCACCUAAACCUGUUGCAGGCAUAUUGCCUCCCAUUCUGUCCUGUUCAGAAUUAAAAAAGGAUGUGGAGGCAGAGGAUAAAAGAGGAGUAUAUUGUGUUUAUAACAAUAUGGCUGGGCCAUCACAUCAGUUUAAGAAAUACCAAUCCAUACCAAGACUUGAUUCCUCAUCCCUGCCUCGACACGCCAUCUUUCCUGAGUAUGAGAUUGUCGACAGUGACCAAGAAAAACCCAAUCCCAAGAAACCAAGUCGAUUAUCCAAACUAGAGCCAAAAUACAACAAGCAAAAAAGUGAUUGGACAAUAACCACAGUGAUGCCACUGACCAGCUCCAAGAAUAAGCCAGCUAAGUUUCACAGGAGAAAUGAGGCGGAUGUCUUUCUGAAGAAAUUGUCUCCCUUCAGACGGCGUCAGGAGGGGAUGAAGUUCUCUGGGUCUCUGAAGCUGGACACAAUGGUUUUGGCUCAGGGUGUUACCAUGAGGGAUGCCCAGGCGUCAGCAACAAAGAUGCCAAAGUCCAAGCCCAAAGCCGGCAGGAGUAAACGGACGCCAACCGCCCCAGUGACCCCAGCUCCAACACAGGAGCUGGAAAGUCAUUGUCGCUUAACCCACACCCAAUUGAAUAAUAUCUUGAUCAAGGAGGAAAGGGAUGAGACAGUGAAGGAAGAUAUGGAUGAACUGAUGAGCAAAGUCAUGGAUGGCUGUUUGAAGGUGUAUGUCAUAAGCCAGCUAGAACCUUUUGCUGCAUGUUGGGCCAAGAACUACCUCACACAGGUUUUAGAGCAACAAAUCAUGUGCCCGGAUGAGGGAGAAGGACCAGAGGAAGCAUCUAAAACUGAAGACUCAGAGCCAAUGUCAUCACUCAUUGAUUCUUGGGCUCAAGGAUGUGUACCUGUUGUCAUUGCUACUCCUCGAUUAUCUCAUCCUAUUUCUGCACAACAGGUUGGCUACUCUUGA